This is a messenger RNA of Suillus discolor, 1936 nucleotides long. RefSeq lists its product as uncharacterized. The record is from RefSeq and is a predicted model, not a curated record. Bases 166 to 1563 code for a protein of 465 amino acids. Lineage: Eukaryota; Fungi; Basidiomycota; Agaricomycetes; Boletales; Suillaceae. Gene Ontology annotation, molecular function: O-acetyltransferase activity. The transcript has 4 exons. Gene Ontology annotation, cellular component: Golgi apparatus.
CGUUUCAGCUAAUUUUACAUAAGAACUCGGUGCAGAGAAUUCGAUUGGAAGGCUUGGCUUAGCCAAUGUGGAGCUGCUUGGCGUGGUGCGCAGUUCUCUGUACAUACUUGGAUCCAAUCGUACUUCUUUAAGUUAUCCGCCAUCUACUACUAGACUACCAGUACCAUGGCCAAGGUCCAUUCGCUGCUCUCCAUCCGAUCCUUGUCCACAAAAGUCCUUUUGCUUGGUGCUAUCAUCACCUUCUUGAUCACACUCUACACAUUCUCUUCUCCAUAUUCUUUUCGCAUAUCAAAUUGGUCUUCAAUAUUUUCACAGGAACAACAGCGUAGUCCCUGCACUCCGGAACAGUGGUCAAGUGGGCGUUGGGUAUAUAGCCCGACGUCUGACUUGGUGAAUUUAACGCGUCCAGAACAGGCACUUUCCUUAGCCGGUUUUGAAGGUUGUGCUGCAGACCGUGAAUACCACUGGCAUUUGGGCACAGACCACGAAGAACUAUGGGACAGAUUUCCUAAGGUCUCUUCAUACAGGUGGUUGCCUUCGAGCGAGUGUGAUGUCCACCCUCUCAAUGGCGCAGCGAUGGUCAAGGACAUGGUAGCAAAUGGCGGAUGGCUUUUACUGGGCGAUUCGAUAACAGAAAACCAUUUCUUCUCGCUGUCGUGUCUCUUGUACCCGCAUGUCCGCGCAACCCCGAAUUACACUGAAAACCCUUACUUUGACCGUGCAUGGCAGCAACAUUUAUACCUGUCGCCAUCGUCACCCAUAAUAUCCGAACUCAUCAUGCCGGAGGGCUUCUCCAUCGAAAACACACCACUCGUUACAUUCCGACGUGUUGACCUGCUUCUUAAUGGAACAGAAUUAGACAUGAUAUAUCACAGUCCAGCAUUUUCUCUUGAACCCACCGGGUUGGACAGUCAAGAUCCUGGUUCUCAAUACACUAAGGCAGAGUCCGUAUUCGGCGAUGAGGCAUUUUGGUCUCUUUCCCCGUCAGAAUACAUGGCCACUCUCCUUGACUCACCCCCGGAUGCCAACUAUGGCACGCUGGUUGUGAGUACUGCCGGACACUGGACAACAGGCACGUUGCGGGCAUUUUACGACGAGGACGCUGGUGAAGAUGCUGGCUAUGGUAUCCACAAUGUAUUGGCAUUCUUCAAGGUUGCGAUGCGGGCCUGGGCAGGUGAAGUACAGGACGCCAUCACAGAAUACCACAAAAACGGGGGCAAACGUCCAAAACAGGUAGUCGUUAGAGCGUAUCUGCCUGGUCACGAGAACUGCCACAACAUCUUCGAGCCCACGGAGACAAUCACGCCAUGGGUCAAUAAGUGGUAUAAUUGGCCAUGGAUUCAGGACUUCAACACAGAAUUCCAGGAACUGCUGUCAUCAUCCGAAUUCCCAGACAUUCACUAUCUUCCGAUCGAGAGACCAGGACGGCUGCGCCCUGAUGCUCACGCCUCUGGAGAUUGUUUGCAUCUCAUAUCAGGUACUGGUGUCAUCGAGGGAUGGUCACACUACAUCUGGCAUUUUGUUACGCGCGAACUCAAACAGAAAGAUAUCUCUCACCACUAGACACUGAUCUCGAAGUAGCUCGGGGCCCAGAUACCAUAGAGAGAUACCCCUUUUCUAAGGAAAGAACACUCAGAUCUGCAUGUAUAUAUGACACCAGGUCGCACGGACUAUGCCUGUACCACCUCAUACCACAGUGUUGGUUACAGAUAAAGCAUUUUGGAUAUCGAUCAGGGUGUUUCCCUGGUCGUCCUGUUAUCUACCUUCAAGUUUGAUGAUUCCGCGGGUUCAGCGUGUUUGGACGUGACCUGACACUGAUCUCCCACAAGGCCAGUUACAGGAUCUACUUCGGAGAAGCUUCACGUUCAGAGGCCGCCAGCGCAAGAACGUAUCUUGAAGUGAUUAUCGUAUAUGCAAGAAGGCGAAGAAUGUCAUC